Molecule: messenger RNA, 832 nt
Organism: Cucurbita moschata (crookneck pumpkin)
Lineage: Eukaryota; Viridiplantae; Streptophyta; Magnoliopsida; Cucurbitales; Cucurbitaceae
Exons: 2
Coding region: 74-817 (247 amino acids)
Source: RefSeq, a predicted model, not a curated record
AACAAAAAAAGAGCAAUCCCCAUCGGUCUAUAUAAGCUCCCAAAGACUCUCCCUUUCUCUUUACCUCUCCACCAUGGAAAUCUCAGCCCUCUUCUUCAUCAUCUUCUUCCUCCUCUCACCCAUCUCCAUUAAAGCUCAAACAACAACAACUCAUUGCAGCCAUGGCAGCCCAUCAAUCCAUCUCCCUUUCACCUUCAACCUUUCAUGUUCAUCAAACACAACAAGAAUCCACUUCAAAUCCUACGAUUCUCUAUCAAUCAAAUCCAUUUCCUACGACCAAAAGCGGCUCGAUCUUAUAGACCUCAAUGGUUGCGUUCACGGCGCGUUUCUCAAACUAAACCUCACCCUCACUCCAUUUCGAUACUUCUACGUCGUUCGAGAUUACAAAUACCUCAAUUGCACGUCGAAAUUGUCGUCGCCGUCGCCCCCGAUACCGUGCUUGAGCCGACCUCGAGAUUACUAUGUAUAUGUGGUGAGGGAAAUGGAAGAAACACCAAGGUUUUGCAAGGAAGUGAAGAAAGUGAAGAUCCCAUUUGAGUAUAGCCCUUAUCUUGAUGAUGGGUCUUUUGGACUCUCAUUAAGUUGGGGAGCUAAUGAUGAUGAAGGAAGAACAGAGUCUGAAAGAGGGUGUCUUUAUAAAGCACCUAAUUAUGAAGGUGUUAUCUUACUUGCAGCUAUGGUGGUAAUAUCAUCGAUGGUGAUCAUAAAGAUUUGCCACUCAAAAAAACAUAAAAUUUUGAAGGAAGAAGUUCAGAAAAAGGUGUUUGAGCAUCCGUAUGAAGCACUAAAGCCUGGAUCAGAUGAAGUUUCCGUUUGAAUUUUUGAUCGAAAA